Lodderomyces elongisporus is the source of this 4212-nucleotide messenger RNA. It is a transcript of the gene ECM16, whose product is annotated as ATP-dependent RNA helicase. Gene Ontology annotation, biological process: maturation of SSU-rRNA from tricistronic rRNA transcript (SSU-rRNA, 5.8S rRNA, LSU-rRNA). NCBI's taxonomy places the organism in Eukaryota, Fungi, Ascomycota, Pichiomycetes, Serinales, Debaryomycetaceae. The transcript has a single exon. Bases 1 to 4212 code for a protein of 1403 amino acids. Gene Ontology annotation, molecular function: ATP binding; RNA binding; helicase activity. The record is from RefSeq and is a predicted model, not a curated record. Gene Ontology annotation, cellular component: intracellular anatomical structure; nucleolus.
AUGGGGAAAUACAGAAAGAGGUUCAAUGAAAAGGCCAGAACUGGAAUGCUUGCAAAGCAGGCAGCUUUGAAAAGAGCAAGGAAUAAGCAGUUUUACAACACAGGUGAUGAGCACGACGAAACACCAACCACAGAAGUUGAACAAUCCAAUGGCGGAAAUAGUAUUAAUAAUGGUGUUCAGCCAAGUAAUCUUUCAACGCAAGUUAUUGACGACCCAAAUGCUCAAAUUUUGAAACCAGUGACAGAGGAAGAGAGACUUGCUAGAAAGCGGGCAUUGGAGGAGAAUCUUUUCACACAAAAUGCAAAGGAGGCAAAGAUCUCAAAGGCCAAAAAGAAGCGAUUAGACAAGUACAUCGAGCAUCAGCUUAAAAGAGAGGAAAAGAAGAUUUUAUUGGAGAAAUUGUCCGAAACUCGAAUGGAUACUAGCAAAUUGUCUGCCUUGAAGGAACUCGGAAAGGGUAAACUUACCAAAAAAGAAGAAAUGAUUGAAGCAUUGGAGUUGGAAAGACAAGGUAGAGGCGAUGACCGAACACGAGAUAUAUUAUAUGAAACAAGAGAAGUUAAGGAAUACGGAGACAGUGAUGAGGACAAUAGAAACUAUUUCAACAAUGCUGAUUCCCAAGAAGAAGAAGAAGAGGAUGAGGAACAAGAAGGAGGGGCUCAUAUACUCCAGAAUAAGAAACUGACGGCUUUUAAACAGGGCGAUACAAACAAAGCUACUUCUUCAUUUGUGGAUAACAGACCUUCAAAGUUUGGUGGUUCAGGGUUUGGAUUUGGGUUUAAGAAUAUUCCAGUGAUCAAAAUGGAUGAAAAUGUGCCAAAGAAGAAAUAUGGAUGGAGGAAACGAAUAGAGAUGGCAGAGAAGAAAAAAUCAAUUGAAGAUGAAGAAGACGAUUUUGCCAGUUCUGAUGAUGAUGAUGAUCAUAGCGAUUUGGAACAUACAGAUAGCAGUGGUGAAGAGCAUACAUUGGACUCUGAAACAGAUGACAGCGACGCUAACGAUAGCGAAGAUGAAAGAGAAGAAGAUGAUGAGUUGAUAAUGAAAACAAACGGGAAAGAAACCGUAAACACUGAUACAAACGGAAAAAAUUUGCUCAAGGAUGAUUAUGAAGGUAGAUCUGAAGACAUCUCCGAAGAAGAAGAGGAAGAAGAGGAAGAAGAAGAUGAAGAAGAUACCGGUAGCAGCAACUCGAGUUAUGAAGAUGAAGACGAUGAUGAAGAGGAGGAGGAGGAGGAGGAAUUGGAUGAAAAUGACAAAGCAAACUCGAAAUUGAUGCAAAGCAAACCUCGUCACUCCAGUAUAGCAAAAUCAUUCAAAGAAUGGGCUGAACAACAAAUCAAAGUUGCCGAAGGUCGUGAUGAUGUUCCCCUUAGAGUUGAAGUUUCUGAUAAAGUAAAGGAAAAAUACGCUAAACCAACAAUCCAUGAAGAGGACAUCGAUCAUUCUUCUGAUGAAGAAGGAUACAUACCGGUGAAUAAAAACCUUAAAAGAGAUGCAUUUGUUGUUGAUGUGCAACGACUGGAUGAAAUACAACAACAAAGAAUAGGUUUGCCUGUGUUUGCAGAGGAGCACAGGAUUAUGGAAGCCGUGUAUCAUCACGAUUGUAUAAUUUUGUGUGGUGAGACUGGUUCUGGUAAGACUACUCAAGUGCCACAGUUUUUAUAUGAGGCCGGGUUUGGAAACAAAGACAAUAAACUAUAUUCAGGAAUGAUUGGAAUCACUCAACCUAGAAGGGUUGCUGCUGUUUCCAUGGCCAAGAGGGUAGGACAAGAGUUGGGCAACCAUGAAAACCGUGUAGGUUAUCAGAUCAGGUUUGACACUACGAUCAAAGAUGAAGGAACAGCCACUGGAACGGCCAUGAAAUUUAUGACAGAUGGUGUCUUGCUCAGGGAAAUGAUGUCUGAUUUUUUGCUUACCAAAUAUUCUGCAAUUAUCAUCGAUGAAGCUCAUGAGAGAAACAUCAAUACCGAUAUCCUCAUUGGUAUGUUAACGAGAAUAUUGAACUUGCGGAGAAAGUACCAUAACCAGGACCCGACAAAAUACAAGCCGCUUAAACUCAUAAUUAUGUCGGCCACAUUAAGAGUUUCUGAUUUUUCUGAAAACUCAACAUUAUUCAAAGUUCCUCCACCAAUAAUUAAUAUCGAGACAAGACAGUAUCCAGUAUCAGUCCACUUUAACAAAAAGACCGAGUUUGAGUAUUUAGAUGAAGCAUUCAGGAAGGCAUGUAAAAUACAUAGGAAACUUCCACUUGGUGGAAUCUUGAUUUUUCUUACAGGCCAAUCCGAAAUUACAACUUUGGUGAAAAUAUUGAGAACCGAAUUUUCAGAGAAAAAAAAUAAAACAAAGAGUAUUGGCGGUGGUAAGAGUGGCGGGGAGAUUACUAACCCUCGUGGUCAACAUGUUUACAAAGACAAUAUAGAUGAUGAUAAUGAUGAUGGCAAUAGUAAUCACAAUACUGAGGUUCGAAAGGUCGAAGUGUCCGAACAUGUCCAGCAAGAAGCGGAGGAUAUUGAAUUCGAUAUUGAUGCAAUUGAUGCCUCGAUCUACGACGAUAAAGAUGAUUACAAUGAUGAUGAUGAAGAAGAAGAAGAAGAAGAAGGUUUUGAGGAAGCCGAGGAAAGGAAAGCUGAGGAUGUGGGGCCUUUGCACGUGUUGCCCCUUUUCUCUCUUUUACCAACCAAGGAGCAAAUGAAAGUUUUCAAUGAUCCACCCAAGGGUAGUAGACUUUGUGUUGUGUCUACAAAUGUAGCAGAAACUUCCUUGACUAUUCCAGGUAUACGUUAUGUUAUUGAUUGUGGGCGAGCUAAGGAGAAAAAAUUCAACAAAGAUAAUGGUGUGCAAUCCUAUGAAGUGGACUGGAUUUCUAAAGCAUCAGCCAACCAAAGAGCAGGAAGGGCUGGUAGAACUGGUCCUGGUCAUUGCUACAGGCUUUACUCUUCUGCAGUUUUUGAAGAGUUUUUUCCACAAUUUAGCGUACCAGAAAUACUUCGAACACCUUUUGAAAGUGUUGUUUUGAGUAUGAAGUCUAUGGGAAUCGACAUUAUUCACAAUUUUCCUUUUCCUACACCUCCAGACCGUUCGUCGCUUAAAAACGCAGAACGAGUACUCGUGACACUUGGUGCACUUGACCAGAAACUGAAACAAAUUACUGACUUGGGUAAAAAAAUGGGGUUGUUCCCGUUGAGUCCUCGUUACGCCAAAAUUUUAAUCGUUGGAAACCAGCAAAACUGUUUGGAUUAUAUAAUAGCCAUCGUUUCAGCAUUGAGCGUUGGAAACCCAUUUAUUCUGGAAAAUGAACUUAUUAGAAAUCUGGAAGCAAUGGAUGAGGAAGCACGGAAAGAGCUUAGGUCGAGAUUCUUUAAAUCAAAAGCGAUGUUUUCAAAACUCGACUCAUCGAGUGAGUGUAUGAUGUUGCUUUCAGCAGUCUGUGCCAUGGAUCACGUUCCUCAGGAUAAACUCCAAGCAUUUUAUGCUUCGAAUUUUUUACGACCUAAAAUUAUGGAGGAAAUACAAAAGCUUCGCAAACAACUAGAUUCAAUAGUCCAAAGGUGUCUUAAGGAGGUUGAUAAAUUGAUAAGUGACGAAAGCAGUAACAGAAAUAAAGCUAAAGCACUAACCGUACCAUCCAGUAAACAAGUUGGCGCUAUGAAGCAAAUGAUUGCAUCUGGGUUUGUUGAUCAAGUUGCUAUUCGUGGUGAUUUAAUUUCUGCUGAUGUGAAAGUGGCGGAUAGGACUCGCAUUAUAAGUAUUCCUUAUUGCCCAGUGCUUCCAGUAAGUAAAGAUGAUCCAUUUGUAUACAUCCAUGCCAACUCAUUGGUUGCUAACUCGGGUGCCCUUCCUGGCGCUUACAUUGUUUACCAAUCACUUAGUUCAAAGAGUUCUGCACAAGAUGAAAAUGUUAAAGUUAGGAUGAGUCCAUUGGUCGAUAUAAGUGGGAAACAAUUGACAAAUAUAGCGAAAAGUUCCCCGCUUCUUUCUUUUUCCAAACCGUUGGGUCAUCCUUAUGCACCAAAGAAUUUGACACCAAAUAAAAGAGAAUGUUAUGUCGUGCCCCGUUUUGGAGCUACACUAGGGACAGGCGGAGUGGGAUGGGAUCUACCCGCCAUAAAAAUUAUGCAAGAGAAGAAACAAGGUCAUUGGGUAUUAGCUGAAACAACACAGAAAAGCAGCAAUGGUAGUGCUAGUGCUAGAAGUAGUGGUAAAAACUUUUGA